AUGGAAAUAAACAAAACAAGAGAUUUUUUAUUUCUUCUCUCCAUCGUCGUUUUAGGUUAAAUAAACCCUCUGUCGAUCGGUGGUACUAAGCCGUGCCGGCGCGAAUUCCGACGCUGUUCGUGGCGGCGACUGAAAGUUUCAGAGACAGUGCGAAGAUGAAGGUUUUUGUAAAGACUCUGAAGGGCACGCACUUCGAAAUUGAAGUGAAGCCCGAUGACACGGUUACCGAAGUGAAGAAAAAUAUAGAAACUGUUCAAGGUGCAAAUGUCUACCCUGCUGCACAGCAAAUGCUUAUUCAUCAAGGCAAGGUUCUUAAGGAUGGUACUACUUUGGAGGAAAACAAAGUAGCUGAAAACAGUUUCAUUGUAAUCAUGCUUUCUAAGAGUAAGAGCACAUCUGGUGAAGGAUCUACUGCAUCAACAGCACCUUCAUCAAAGGCUCCACAGACUAGUGCAACUCCUACUCCUACCCCAUCUGUGUCAGUAGCACCUCAAGCUGUUCCUGCCACUGCUGCACCGCCUGCGCCUUCGCCUUCACCUUCGCCUGCACCUGCUGCACCUGCUGCACCUGCACCUGCACCUGCACCUGCACCUUCACCUGCUGCAGCUCCUACAUCUACAGAUACUGCUGUCAGGGUAGGGUCUGAUAUCUAUGGGCAGGCAGCAUCCAAUCUGGUUGCCGGAAGCAACUUGGAAGGAACAAUUCAGCAAAUUCUUGAUAUGGGGGGUGGGAGCUGGGAUAGGGACACAGUUAUCCGUGCUCUUAGAGCUGCUUAUAACAACCCUGAGAGAGCUGUUGAAUAUUUGUAUACGGGUAUCCCUGAGCAAGCUGAAGCUCCACCUGUGGCCCGAGUGCCUACAAGUGUACAACCUGCAAAUCCACCAGCUGCUGCACCUCAGGCAGCUUCACCUCAAGCAGCACAACCAGCUCCUGUCACAACUAGUGGACCAAAUGCUAAUCCUCUAGACCUAUUUCCCCAGGGUCUCCCCAAUGUUGGUUCUGGUGCUGCUGGCGCCGGCUCUUUAGAAUUUCUGCGCAACAGCCAACAGUUCCAAGCCUUGCGAGCUAUGGUGCAGGCUAACCCACAAAUAUUGCAGCCUAUGCUACAAGAGCUUGGCAAACAAAAUCCUCAUCUUAUGAGAUUGAUUCGAGAUCAUCAAGCUGAUUUCCUUCGACUGAUAAAUGAACCUGUGGAAGGUGGUGAGGGGAAUUUAUUUGGCCAGCUAGCUGCUGGCAUGCCACAAUCAGUAACUGUUACACCUGAAGAGCGCCAAGCAAUUGAACGUCUUGAAGCAAUGGGCUUUGAUCGUGCACUUGUGUUGGAGGUGUAUUUUGCUUGCAACAAGAACGAGGAAUUGGCUGCCAACUACCUCUUAGAUCACAUGCACGAGUUUGACGAACAAUAGAUCUCCUAUCCAGUUGCAAAUGAUCUGUUCUUGUCAUUUUUCUUUUUUCUUUUUCCCCUUUUUCUUUCUUUUAUCUUUUUAACUCGAUGGGUCUGUUAUACUUCUGUUUAACGAGGUAAUGUUUGAUUAUGACAAGCCUUAAGUCGUCAAGGGAUGUUUUUAUGGCCUCAACAUUAUUGCCCUUGUAUCUACAUUUACUCCGCGUAGAGGGGUUUUUUUAUUUUUAAAGUAUUCAUAUACAUAGUCGUUUGUCUUGGAUUA
Molecule: messenger RNA, 1667 nt
Organism: Arachis duranensis
Lineage: Eukaryota; Viridiplantae; Streptophyta; Magnoliopsida; Fabales; Fabaceae
Product: ubiquitin receptor RAD23c
Exons: 12
Coding region: 156-1406 (416 amino acids)
Biological process (GO): nucleotide-excision repair; proteasome-mediated ubiquitin-dependent protein catabolic process
Cellular component (GO): nucleoplasm; cytosol
Molecular function (GO): damaged DNA binding; polyubiquitin modification-dependent protein binding; ubiquitin binding
Source: RefSeq, a predicted model, not a curated record